CGUAACCGUGUGUCGGUUAUGGACUGGUCAUACGACUGGAGGAGCCAACAUAAACAAAAGAAUAAUAAUAAAACAAGUAAGACUGAUACAAUGUCGAACGAAGAUGAAAAGGACGUAAAGAUCGUCGAAGCGGAAGCGGUCUCCUCUCCGGAACCGACGCACAAAGGAAGCCGCAAAGGCAACAACAAACAGUUCAAAAAGAAACAACAACACCAGUCACAAUACGGAGGCGGGAAGAAGUACUCAUCCUACACCUCAAAGACGGAAGAACUGAAAUACGACACAUUCACAUUGGGAGGAAAUAUGGGAAAGAAAUGGAUGACCAGCAGAGAAGCCUUUAUUAACUACGCCGGMYGAACYUAUGGAGGAAGUGUYAAAGCAUCCCUCCACAAACUGGAACAUACCAUACUCCAUGUGAAUAAACCAAAGGAACAUACCGCAGACGAGUAUGCCAAACUUAACCAAAUGGAAAUCGAUAUGUGGAAGAUGGACUACAGAGAAUAUAAAGAAGAAACAUCGCGAAUCCUAAAGAACCUCGUCAAGUUAUACGACGUCCUAUGGGAUCAAUGUGAACCAGCAUUAAAGAACAAGCUCAAAGCACAACCACUAUACAACAAACUAAUGGAGGAGUCUGACGUAAUAGGACUACUCAAGCUGAUCGACUACGUAUGCAGUGCAAAUGAUGGAGCMAAAUACUAYCAUCUACAAAGCUUCUAUGCACUGCGGAAGCUAAUYAACUUCCGACAACGCGACGACCAAGAUGUAGCCGACUACUUCAAAGAGUUUGAGAUGCUACUUAGAGUAGCAGAACAAGCAGGAGUGAACUUUGCAACUCCGGAACGCUGCAACACAGURGCAACAGAAACAUACAAACAGAAAUACGACGUCCUCGGGCCACGACAACAAGAGAUGAUCAUGGAACAAAGCAGAGAACAGUUCAUCGCCAUAAUGUUCAUGAUGAACUCAAACAAAGCCAAGUAUGGUAAAUACAAAGAAGAAUGUCACAACAGCUUUGCUCAAAGAGAUGACAAGUAUCCGAAAACACUUGUUGAUGCACUGACAGUACUUGAACAGUACCGAUUCACACCAGCAUUAUACCGUGGACAGGACAAGACAAACAAACAAAACAGUAACGACUCACAUCAGACCUCCCACAGCUUCUUCCAAGGCAACGACCAAGAUGAUAAAACAGAGGAAGUGAAUAACACUAACGGCAAUAAAACAAAUAGUARUGCRAAUACUAUUACAUGUUACAACUGUGGUAGAAAAGGCCACAUAUCAGCGAAUUGCACAUACACACACAAGGAAACUGGUGAGGAAACACCACGUGAAUAUCGCCGUCGAAAAGCCAUGAUAAACAACAAGAAGGAUGAAGCAGCUGACCAAGUGGACAAGAUAGUUGCAACAGGGACCACAUGUGUGAUCACAGAUGAAAUGAUUGAUACAUGGAGCGACCACUUAACAGCAGACGACUACGAUAUGUGCCUGCUGACAACAAGCCCAAAUAAAGAACCAAAGGAGAUCCUAAUCGAGGAUAUCCGCGAUAAUGACAAGGCAAUACUGAACCAAGUUGAAGGGAGACUGAACCCAUUUUGGGUGCUGUUGGAUAACCAAUCGACUGUACAUGUAUUCUUCAAUACAAUGUUCCUCCGCAACGUGAGGACCACACAUAAGGAAUUACACCUUUACACUAACACAGGAAAAUCAAUUAUCAAUGAGAUCGGUGAGCUUCCAGGACUCGGGACUGUAUGGGUCCAUCGAAAGGGAAUUGCAAAUAUCCUAUCAUUCCAUGGAGUGCACAAAGCCAAGKGAUACCGGAUUACAUACGAUAGCAACAAAACGGACGCAUUUCAAGUGUAUCGACCCAACGGGACUUACAGGGAAUUCAUACCAUCAAAGAAAGGAUUGUACUAUUCCGAUUUCUCCRAGAUGUUUACACAGUCRAGACGGAAGARAUUGACAGCACCGGAGUCCGCAACCGUACUUCAGAAUGAAACAGUUGCAACAAUUGCAUCUAACAAGGCAAAGUACUCCAAACAAGAUGUAUACCGUGCGGAAAUAGCUCGCGCCUUCCAACAUAUUGCCGGACACUUGAGUGAAGCACAGAUGCUCCGAGUAGCGUCCCAGAACCAACUCCGUAACUGUCCCAUAACCACAAGAGACAUUCGACUCAUGAAAGAUAUUCUAGGACCAAGUAUCCCUGGACUCAAAGGUAAAACAACACGGACAGUAAAACCAGGGGUUCAUACUGAAAUAGUACCGGUACCAGCGCACAUCAAGGAACAUUAUCAGGAUGUCACUAUAGCAAUGGACAUCAUGCACAUCAAUGGAAUCCCAUUCCUCACUACAACAUCUCGACACAUACACUACCACACUGCGAGUGCCCUCGUCACGAUGCAGACGAAAAAUAUAAUAAAUGCACUAACUGCCCUUCAUCAAUUCUACCAGAAGCGACAUUUCCGAAUCAAACAUAUCCUUGCUGACAAUCAAUUCCAAUCAUGCGCGCACGAACUUGCAACACUGCAGAUCGGGUUGAACUGUGUAUCACGUGAUGAACACGUCCCGGAGAUUGAGCGCCUCAACAGGACAAUCAAGGAAAGAUGCCGAUGUAAUGUCCACAUGGUUCCCUUCACCAAGAUGCCGAAGAGAGUCAUCGUAGGACUAGUUAAGAAUGUCAUCUUCUACCUCAACGCUUUCCCACACCCGGAUGGAGUGUCUACAACGCUAUCCCCUUACACCAUUGUCAAUGGCAACAUGCUUGAUUACAACUUGCACUUUGCUGUUGCGUUUGGUACAUACGCACAGACGCGUGAACCAACAGACAACACGAUGAAAACAAGAACAGUCGGAGCAAUUGCCCUUGGACCAAGYACUAACAUACAAGGGGGAAUAACAUUUUUUAGCCUACUCACGGGUAAAGAACUACAUAGGAGUAAAAACGAUUAUACGAUUGCCCCGAUGCCGGCAGACGCCAUUCAACGCAUAGAAGAUAUGGCCUCCCAAUCGCCGAUAGGUCUCAUCUUCACUGACAGGCUUAAUAACCCAGAUCGUGAMCAUGAUGACAACUCAAUCGUGGUACCCAAUCAAUAUGCCCACGAUGAUAACCACGAUCCUACUGCAGUACAACAGCAGCAACAACCACACGACAACGUAACUAAUCCCCAUACUGAUACGCUCAAUACGGGGACUACAGGAGUGGAUACUAACCAAAACAACACUCAUAACAACCAACACAACGACAAUGAAGACAACGAAGACAACGAUAACAAUGACAACAAUAACGAUAACAGUGACGACGAUAAUGACGAUGAUGACGAUGACGACGACAACACAAUACCGCAUCCUGAUCAGCCCAACAAUGAUGAACACAUUGAAGCUACAGGAGUGACAGCCGAUGACGAGGCUACAGGAGUGGCGGAAAAUGCAAUCACUAUCCCCCGUCGAUCCCAGCGAAUACGAAAUGAAGGACAAUACUCCCGCCCCUUGGAUGACCAAUACGAAUUCCAAUACUUCCAAAGCACGUUGGUAACCGGGGAUGAGGACGAGGCAAUCCAAACAAUAUCAUCUAUGAAUGAAUACAACAACUACAUAAAUGCACUGGAAUAUAUAUCAAGAACAGCACAACGAGACCAGCAAAUUAAUGACAUGGUAAUGACACAAUACAGCCUAAAAGCCGGACUGAAGAAAUUUGGAGAAGACGGACGUCAAGCUACCGUCAAAGAACUCAAACAAAUGCUAACGCGAGAGGUCUUUAGCGAAAUAACCUAUGAGGAUCUAUCUGACGAGGACCGGAAACUGGCCCUGCCAAUACUACUGUUCCUCACUCUAAAGAGAGAUGGCCACACAGUUAAAGGACGCGCAUGUGCAGAUGGUCGGAACCAAAAGCUAUGGACUCCCAAACAUGAAUCUGCAUCCCCAACAAUUGCAAUUGAAGCACUGUUCUUCACACUAAUCAUGGAUGCUCACGAAGGACGAGAUGUAGCCACAUGCGACUUGCCAGGCCACUUCCUGCAAACAGACAUGGAAGGAGAACUAAUACUACGACUGGAUGGACCACUGGCAUUACUGCUGGCUAAAAUAGACCGAGCACGAUGGAAGAAACAUCUUAGAAUGGAAAAGAAAAGAGCAGUUAUUUACGUACGAUGCGACAAAGCAAUAUAUGGAACAGUCACAGCUGCAUUACUAUCCUACAAGAAACUGAUUGGACACCUCAUGGACUGGGGCUUUAUCAUGAACCCGUAUGAGCCAUGCUGUUGGAACAAGACAAUCAACAGUGAGCAAAUGACAGUCGUAUUCCAUGUGGAUGAUUUGAAGAUCAGCCACAAAGAGCCAAAGGAAGUAACGACCGUAAUCAAGCUAUUAGAAUCAAUAUAUGCACAGCAAGACCCAAUGACAAUCACAAGGGGAAAGAUACACCAGUAUCUGGGAAUGACGAUCAACUUUGAAAGACCCGGUGAGGUACAGAUCACUAUGUAUGAUUACAUACAACGGAUGAUUAAUGAAUUGCCCUCAGAUAUGAUAGGACACAAGAGUACAGCUGCACCACCACAUCUAUUCAAAACAGACCAAGAGGAUGCAACAAAACUAAGCCAGGAGGAUGCGGACACAUUCCACUCCAUCACAGCUCAAACCUUGUGGAUGAGCCGACGAGGAAGACCGGAUCUUCAACUGGGGACUGCAUUCCUAUGCACAAGAGUUAAGGAGCCAGAUGAACAUGAUUACAAGAAACUUAAACACCAAAUGAUGUACCUGCAACAAACUGCAUAUCUUCCCUUAAUAUUGAGAGCAGAUGGGAAAGGAACUUCCUUAUACAUUGACGGAGCCCAUGCAGUACACGCAGAUAUGAAGGGACACGGUGGAAUGUAUGCAACUAUGGGAAGUGGAGCCCUGUAUGCAUCCUCCACUAAAAGCAAAAUAAACACACUAAGCUCAACAGAAACCGAGCUAAUUUCAGUAGGAGAAAAGCUACCAAAACACCUAUGGCUACGACAGUUCGCAGUGGAACAGACAGGGGAUCCCUCACAGGUCCAUGUACUGUACCAGGACAACAAAAGCACCAUAUUAUUGGAAAACAAUGGUAGACUAUCGUGCCGUAAAGGAUCAAAACAUAUACACAUAAGAUACUUCUUCAUAACCGAUCGUAUCAAGAAUAAGGAAAUUGAAGUGAGAUACUGUCCAACAGACAAGAUGAUAGCAGAUUUCUUCACGAAACCACUGCAAGGGAAGACAUUCGAACGCUUUAGAAACAUGAUCCUUGGCAUCAUACAGGAUGAYUUCAUCCAAUACUACAAACAAUACAUCAAAACAAUCAACGAGUUCGGACUAACUGACAACAAGGACAGAUUGCCACCAGAUCCGCAGGAGUGUGUUGAGAAUCGACCCUUGACACUUAAGGAUAAGGUUUACCGUAUACCGAAUACUACCUUAUACAGGACAACGAAUAGAGGACAAUGAGUACUUCUGUACAGCAACACAAGUACUCAUAUUCUUUUGUUUAUCUAUUAGUGAAUUAGCUUAUUAACUCAUCUAAUCUCUGGUCUAUUAGCUAAUCGUAACCGUGUGUCGGUUAUGGACUGGUCAUACGACUGGAGGAGCCAACAGGAUUGUGCCAGUCAUGCACCGACGUCGUUCUGCGGUAGGUCGGUACGAGUAGUAACUGCAACGUACAAUACUGUAAGAGCAGUACGUACGGAUGCGUAAAUUGCGAUUCUGGUACUCGUAGUAGUUUGAAAACCGAAAACCGGCACCACUUUUUUUUUGUUUUUGAAUUUUUGAACGAACCAUAAACAUUGAUUUCCUACAGAAAGUCCGGUACGAAGUAGUACUGUAAAUCGCUAACUUGGUCGCGGAAAGAGUUUGUGUACAGUAACUUAGCUAGUACGAAGUACUACCUACAGUAAUACAGUACUGGACCAUACCAUCAUACGGUACGUCUGGGUUCUGUACGGCAGGAAAAAUAAGAAUGCAGGGGUCAUACAGUAAACUACAGGGGUCUAAAUUAUGACCCCUGAUAAACUAAACGUACGGUAGGGUACGGUACGUACUUUACGACCCUGGUACGGUAGCGUAAGAAUGCAAGCACGAGUAGUACUACGAUUACAUGAUCCAGUGCUAGUAGAUCCUGCGUACUUUAACAUACUACCGGCAGCAACACCUGGUUUGGACACUGGACGAACACACUUGUCAUUCAGGACUCAAUUUUAGUAGUCCGGAUCGCAUCGCCUAGCAUCGCACAAAUCAGUUCGAUCGAAACAAAUCGAAUCGAAACAAAUCGAAUCGAAUCGCACGCGACGGCGACUGUUGUGCCUUCAACUGCAAGCGCGAACGCAGAUUCGAACCCGAACGCAAACCCAAAUCCGACUCCAAACGCAAAAUCGAACCACGAUGCCGGAACGCACGGCGGCAUGAAGAGAGCGGGGAGGCAUCGGAAACGGAGCGCUCCGCCGGGGCCCUGCGGGGUGCUGUGGCAGGCCCAGCGCGGGAGGCCUGCAGCAGCGAACGGGGGCGAGGACGCCUCGGCCGGCGGGGAAGAGAACGGGGGACACAGCGGGUUGCCCGCGGGCCACGGCGAACCCGGUGCUUGCAGCAACGACACGAACAAGAACAAGAACAACGGCAAGAACGACAACGACGACAAGAACAACAACAACGACGACGACGACCACCACMACGCCCCCGACGGUUCGACGCCCCACGCCUGGACGGCCAUGCAGCGAUCCCUCGGGAUCACCACGCCCUACCUGCCCCGAUCGACGGCGGGAAACGUCCGGAAGCGCUGCGAGCUCCUGAGGCCCCACCUCCCGCCGGGAUGCGUCCUCCUGGCCGAGGUCCUGGAGGGGAGGCACGACCUCGGGCUGCUGGCCAGAAACGAAAGCGAUGCGGGCGGCGAUGCGGGCGGCUAUGCGGGUGAAAACGCCGCCACCGCGACCCGCCCCCCGUUGUUCCUGUGCGCCUGGGUCGACUCGAUCGACGAGACCAACGCCCACCACGGCAUCUGGACCGUCGUGCUCCGGGACGAGACCGGGGCGACCGUCCGGGCCUGGAUGGAGCCGGGGUUUUGCAAGAGGGAACUCCGGGAGGCGCAGAAGCAGUCGGAGCCACAGCGGGAAAGGACGGCUCCAAGGGACGCACACGGCGUCGGGGGGGUCGUCCGGAACGGGGUGGUGUGGAUGCUCCGGGAUUUUUCCCUCACCGCGGUCCACCCACCGAGCAACACCAGCGGCAACACCAGCGGCAACACCAGCCACGGGGGCGUCGAGCGCAUGCUCGUCGUUGCGGGGAGGCACAUUGCACGGGUGUGGACCCCCGAAACGGAUCGCCACCGGCCGACCGAGGAGGACGAUUCCCCGCGGGCCCAGCGGGGGUACCUGGACUGGAUGGAGCGGCGGAGGGCCCUGGUGAAGGAAGACGACGAAGACGAAAAGGAAAAAGAAAAGGAAAACGAAAACGACGGCGACGGCGAGGAACAAGAAACCGAACACGACGGCCACCAGCAUCCCCGAGGCCGCUCGUUUUGUCGAUCGGAACCGAGAGAACCACCCCCGUCCCGACCGGACCGCCGUUCGAAUUCCUGCGUGGACAACGACGACAACCACAACAAGAGCAAGGACGACAACCACAACGACGACACGGGCCGGGACCCGGUCGUCGUGUUCGGCGGGUCCGAACACCGGGAGGGAAUGACGGCCAUGUCCGCGCUGACCAUGACGGGGAUCGACGCCACCGGGACGCAACCCGGGGGGUCCCAAGGGGAAGGGUUCCCCGCGGGGGAAGGCGCCUCGAACGGCCGGCCAAGACCGCAGAGCCCCGGGUUUGCCACCCAGCGGGACGAAAGCGAGCGGUUCCCCUCGCAGCGAACCAGCGGGUCCGAGCGACGAAAGAAGAAGAAGAAGAGGAGGAGGAAGCACGACAACAACAACAACAACAACAACAAAGACGACGAAUCGAACCGCCGGGCUCCCGCUCGCGGCGGCGCAUCGGACCGCCGCCCGCACCAGCGCCGGAACGGCCAACGGGGUCCGGCUGACGCAGCCGAGACGAAGAGUCCAAAGCGGGCGGAAGCAUCGGUCUGGAACACGCCCGAUCCCUCGGUGCUCGAGCUCCUCCUCUCGGAGGAAGCCGGCGAACGAGCGGAAGAAGAAGAACGCGAGGCCCGCACCCUCGUCGUGGGGCCGUCGUGCACCAGCUCGUCUCUGCCCGCGACGGAAGAACCCCUGACCCACGAAGACCGGGGGGAAACCCCGGAGGCCUACGGGGGGAGGGCAUCGGCCGCCGCCCUCUUCGAGCCGUCCAGCUGGGCGGGGAUGGACCUUGACGCCUUCGGCGAAGACGACGAGGAAGACGGAAGCGACGACGGAUGACGGGGGUCUCGCGCAUACCGACCGUACGGUGCUUUCGUCUGUGCAAGUUUGGAACAAAACAAUUCAACUAAAAAAAAGAUGCACAG
This is a messenger RNA of Pseudo-nitzschia multistriata, 8446 nucleotides long. Lineage: Eukaryota; Bacillariophyta; Bacillariophyceae; Bacillariales; Bacillariaceae. The record is from the annotation of a GenBank genome assembly.